CAUACGAUCUGUCAUCAUCCUUCGUACAAUGCGAAAAGGGAAGUUGAAAUAAGUGGGAGAGGGACAUCGCGGAGCCUUAUGAAAUCUAACGAUACGGUAGCUGUCUGGGUCAUCGAAACACUGUGAACAGACACUAAAGUGCCACGAAGAUUGUCCUGAAGACACCAUUCACAGUAAAUAGCUUCCUGUUUUGGUAGGUAUUUUCUACACUUUUCUCAGUGUGUUAGCGUCCUGAGGAAGAGACAGGGCAGUCUGACAUGGCAAGUAGAGGCGGAGCUACGCGACCCAAUGGGCCAAAUGCUGGCAACAAGAUCUGCCAGUUCAAACUUGUGCUUUUAGGGGAGUCGGCCGUGGGGAAGUCGAGUCUCGUGCUUCGUUUCGUCAAGGGACAGUUUCAUGAAUUCCAAGAGAGCACAAUCGGAGCUGCCUUCCUGACUCAGACGGUAUGUUUGGACGACACAACAGUCAAGUUUGAAAUCUGGGACACAGCUGGUCAGGAGCGCUACCACAGUCUGGCUCCUAUGUACUACAGAGGUGCCCAGGCAGCCAUUGUGGUGUAUGAUAUCACAAAUGAGGAGUCAUUUGUACGGGCGAAGAACUGGGUUAAAGAGCUGCAGAGACAAGCUAGUCCAAACAUUGUAAUAGCUCUGGCUGGGAACAAGGCUGAUCUCGCAAACAAGAGAGCACUGGACUUCCAGGACGCACAGUCAUACGCAGAUGAUAACAGCUUGCUUUUCAUGGAAACAUCAGCAAAGACCUCUAUGAACGUCAAUGAGAUAUUCAUGGCCAUCGCGAAAAAGCUACCCAAGAAUGAGCCUCAGGCGGCUGGCGCCAGCGGCGGGCGGAACCGAGGAGUGGACCUGACGGAGACGGCUCAGCCCACCAGCCGCUCCUGCUGCAGUAACUAACCUGGCUCUUCCUGCUCAUCCUUCCCACAUACCCCCCUCCUCCUCUGCCCCCCCUCCCCCUCCUAACUGGACAUCGGGCUCCUCGGCUUCCUGACGUCAGACCUGACUGUCAAUCUCACUCCCCUGGAAUAGCUAAAAGACUCUGUAUAGCUGCAUUUCUAAUACCUUUCUUUUUUUUCUUGAUGUUCUUUUUUUUUUUCUUAAACUUUUUUUAAGAAGUGUAUAUCAGUAUAAUGGAUGCAUGUAUCACUACAACGCCUAAACACAUUUGUAUCUUUUAUUCAUUUGUAAGACUUACCCCAAUUUAGAAGAAUGAGCGAGAGGGAAAACCUUUGAACGUCUGAUUGUGUGGAAGUGUGAUUUGCUGAUGAGAAGCUGUAGCCUCGUUUAUCAUUUCACAGGGUUGACUGGAUGCGAAUUAUGUUGCCUAUAUGCUCACAAUCAGAAGAAAACCAAAUUGUUCCCAACUCGAGACGCCUGGCUUCUCUGUCUGUUAUGAGGCAUCAAUGCAUUGAGACAGUGCCAGGAAAGGACUGUUGUUCAAAUCAAGGACCGCUCCCUCCUCACAUCUGUUACAUAAGAGGACAUACACAUAAAAGUAUUUAUCCAAAACUGCGAUGAUCCACAUUUGGCUUCCUACUAUGCACAACCAUGUGUAUAACAAUAUGGGUUUGUGUCGUUGCCGGUUAUCAGAACAAAAGUCGUCGGGUUGUCGAAAAACCUAGAGCUUUGGAAAGUUCAGUAACAUCAGGAACCAACACCUAAUGCCAACAUGAGGCCGGUGUGACGGGAUGUUUUUUUGGCUUGCUAUUUAACAAAUGUUUUCAUGUUGUGGGUUCAUCACACCUAUCACAGAGGCUAGAUUUUCACAUUGAAAAAUCAACAGGAAAUUUGAUGACUGUUGAACUUCCAUGGUUGCAAAGACUUGAACAUACAACUAGUUAUAUGUUAUAAUCUCUUUCUGUUCCGUCUCUGUCCAGGUGAGUAGUAAACCUGCAUCAAACUGGGUGAUCUCAAUCUUAGGGGGUGUUUUUAAAGUAGAGUUCAGACAGCACACAAACAUAAAAUUGGACUACUACCCAUUGUCACAAGUAUGUGAAAAGAAUAUACUUCUAUAUAACUUUGUUAUAGGGUGCAAUGUUGUUUUCUUCCUCCUUUAGCACAGCUUGCAGAGCUCAUACGCUCACAAGGAAACAAUAUAGAGAUUCCGAACAAUUGUACAGUUCAAUAUUGGUCUGCUUGUUUAUUUUCUUUCUUUAUUAUAUUUUCAUCCUAGACCAUAUAAAAAAAUGGUCAAAUGUUAAGCAGUGGGGGUCUUUUUAGGUAUAUGUAAUGCUAUUAACAAAAUCCCUCUCCGGUGUAUUGUUACUUUUAUCAGAAAUGGUUCAUGGUCAUGUUUGAAAGGAACUUCUAUUUGCAUUGCACAUUGUUGAUCAUGUUUUAAUUAAUGACUGCCCCUCGAUUUUAUAUGAUGGACUGUAUUGGACUUGCUAACCUACAGCUAUAAGCAGGUAGCAUAAUUAACCUAACUGGUGGUCUCUCUUACAGCUUAAUGAAUUUUAAUGAUGUAAAACAGCAUUACUAGUGAUGGGCUGAUCAGUUUUGAGUGUCUGAAUACAACUUAAUAAAUUCAAUAAACAGG
Notothenia coriiceps (black rockcod) is the source of this 2550-nucleotide messenger RNA. RefSeq names its product ras-related protein Rab-5A. Bases 258 to 908 code for a protein of 216 amino acids. NCBI's taxonomy places the organism in Eukaryota, Metazoa, Chordata, Actinopteri, Perciformes, Nototheniidae. The transcript has 6 exons. Gene Ontology annotation, molecular function: GTPase activity; GTP binding. The record is from RefSeq and is a predicted model, not a curated record.